AUGCCUUCGCUUUUCAAAGUUGGCCUGGCUACUUUGGCCGCCCUUGUCAUUCAUGUCGCUGCUGAUAUCAUUGGUCCCAUUGACAUUGGGCCAUACAAAGGCAUCACUUUGACGAUCUCGAAGGAUAACACGAUCAACUCCACCAAUCCGAUCAAUUUUGUUGGUGGCAGUACCACUCGCUCAGAAAUUGAAAGUAUUGGCAGUCUUCGUAACCGGGGUGUGCUGGAAGAGCGUCACAGCCAGGGUGUCGUUUUCAAUUUCAACAACUUUCCGUUCGGGGCCUCAACCACGAUCAAUGCUUACAUCUCUGGUAUCAGACGGAGCGAUGGUGCAAUGGUCUUCGUGGACAAGAAUGGAAACUGGUACAUUCCGAAAGCGACUCCCAACCAGCAAACUGCUAUCCCCACGAACAGCAUUACCAUUCCUGUUCCAACCAAUAGCAAGGGAGCUGGAUUCAACGUCACCCUACCUGGUGCAAUCGCGGGAAGCAGAGUCAGCUAUGUCGUAAACGGAACUUUGGCCUUCUUCACGAAUGGCGGUUCCAAUGGAGUUGCAUCCAUAGUGAUGCCAUCUCCCAGCGCUUCUGGCGACCAAAGCUACAACUACUUUUGGGGUUUCUCUGAAUUCACUUUCAACGGAGGUGGAGAUUUGUACAUGAACCCGAGCGCCGUUGACUUCGCAGGCUGCCCAAAUACCUUUCUGAUCUAUAACACUACGGGAAACAAGGACGGCCAGCCUUGGGACAAACUAACCGUUAAGAACAACAAGGGGCAACUCGUUCGUGUUCUCUCACCAAACACUUACCGUGGUUUCGAUAACAAGAACGGCAACGCCUUCAAUGGCUACUAUGAGCCUUACGUCAACCAAGUCUACUCGAAGUACACGAACGGAAACAACCUCUUGCUGUACACCAAUGCCGGGACUUCUAGCUACAGUGUAACCAACAACCAAUUGAACUGCUACGGAGACAACCAAGGAUAUCCCAAGCCCUUAACAGCCGAUAUCUUCUCCUGCAACACCGGUCCAUUCGGAAACAUCACCCAGUACAACAACCAGCAUCAGCAAAACGUCCCAGUCCUCUGUUCAGCUUUCGUUCGCUCCAUGCUUCUCGUCAGCGGCAGCCAACCAGCAGGUCCAGUCCGCCAGUACUACCAGAACACGCCCACCGACUGGUAUUCAUACUACGCACACAACGCAAGCUUUAGCGGCAUCGGCUAUGCUUUCCAGUUUGACGACACCAAUGCUGCAGGUACUGCGGACCAGUCGGGUACUGUACACGCACAGAAUGCUGCCUUGGACACGCUGCUGAUUGGCGGUUUUGGCUGGGGUGGUUAUGCUCCUGGCCAGUAUGCCUAG
Molecule: messenger RNA, 1356 nt
Organism: Zasmidium cellare ATCC 36951
Lineage: Eukaryota; Fungi; Ascomycota; Dothideomycetes; Mycosphaerellales; Mycosphaerellaceae
Product: glycoside hydrolase family 64 protein
Exons: 7
Coding region: 1-1356 (451 amino acids)
Source: RefSeq, a predicted model, not a curated record